UGGUACGGAUGCCCUUCUAUCCAUGCUCCUUAGGUUAAACAUGGCUGCGCUCUUAAGAUCGGCCCAACGCUUGAAAAUCUCGCCGGCUUCUUUAUUCUCCUUAAGCCGACUGAACUUAAGUCGAUCUCCGCUCUCUCGGCUCUGUAGCGGGACGGUCGCUGGUAGAAGAGUGACGGUCGGUCCGGUACAGGUCUUGCUUUCUCACAAUGUGCACAGGUCAACAUUGGCCCCGAUGGGGUGGCGUCACUUCAGCCUCGCCCCCGAGCAGGAAAGGCCAUCAAGGGAGGAAAGCAGCGGCCCAGCCCGACCCAGACAGCCCGCGAGGUCUGACUGGGCAUUAGACAUGCUGGACAGCGCUGUCCGGCGCACGGGAAGCAUCAACAAGAACCUGCUGAUGCGUAUAUUUAAGGACAUCUCCACAGGCUACCCAAGUGCAAACCAGGCUCUCCUGCUUCUGCGGAGUUGCGGCUCGCUGCUGCCAGAGGUGGCGCUGUCGGAGCGGACUGCGCUGGCUCAUCAGAUCUGGGACAAACUGCAGGAGCGGGGAGUGACCUACGAUGCCAGUCACUACAACGCCCUGCUCAAGGUCUACCUGCAGAACGAGUUUAAGUUCUCCCCCACUGAUUUCCUUGCCAAAAUGGAAGCGGCUAACGUGCAGCCCAACAGAGUCACCUAUCAGAGGCUGAUCGCAGCAUACUGUGAGGAUGGAGACAUCGAGGGAGCCGGUAAGAUCCUGGGCUUCAUGAAGGACAAAGACAUGCCCAUCACUGAAGCAGUCUUCAACUCGCUCUUGACUGGACAUGCCCGUGCUGGGGAUGUGGCGAGUGCUGAGAGCAUCCUGCCGAUGAUGCGCAGUGCCGGGAUCGAGCCGGGACCCGACACCUACGUGGCUCUGGUGUGCGCCCAUGCCGAAAAGGGGGAUAUAGAGAACGUUAAGAAGGUCCUGGACGAGUUGGUAUCCAGUGACAUCCAGCUGAUGGACAGAGACUUUCUGCAGGUGUUACUGACCCUGGCCAGGGCCGGGCACUACCAGCACCUGCCGCAGAUUUUGGAGCGUCUACGACAGGAACAGGGCUUUGUGCCAGAAGCCAUGAACGUGUGCCUCAGACUCAUCACCCAGGGUAUGGAGGAUGUGGCUUUCUCUCUGCUCAAGACCUUCCCCCAUCGCCAGGCAGAGUCCCAGAAUGAAGACCCUCCCAACCAGGGCAACUUCUUCCUGUCACACUGCGUCACCAUGGAUACGCCGGCAGAGAAGUUGCGCCAGUACUGCAAGGAGCUGCAUGAGUCCAGCAGACACGCCACCCCCCUGCAGUUCACCUUGCACUGCGCCCUGAAGGCCCAAAAGAUGGAUCUGGCGGUGAAGCUGAUGAGGGUGAUGCAGGAGGAGGGCCUCCCAGUGAGGGAGCACUUCUUCUGGCCGCUCCUUCGACAGCUGCGACGGGACCAGAAUACACAAGGGAUCCAGGAAGUGCUGAGGAGCAUGCGCAGUCUCGGAGUGGAGCCCGACCUGGCCACCUACUCUGGCUACGUCCUGCCCGCCUUCCCCAGCGUGGACGCUGCCCGUGCAGCUCUCCAGGAGGUGGGCUGUGAUCUCGGCUCAUCCGGGUUUGUCAUCGCUCAAGUCCGUGAGGAAGCGAACGCCGGGAACCUGGCCACACUCAGCGCCCACCUCUCAUCCCCCUCUUUCCCAGGUCUGAGCCUGAACGUUUUCAGGUCACAGCUGAUCCGAGGCUUCAGACAGUCAGAUGAUGUGGCGAGCAUGGCUAAGAUUACCGAACUGCUGUACAGAGAUGAACGAUUCAACAGAGAGACCCCCAAGCAGGCUGAGGCUGUGCACUAUUUCCUCUACAAAUUUGUGGAAGGGAUGAGUGCAGAGGAUACUCAAGCUAAGCAGCAGCUUCUCGGGAAAUACUUGCAAGAGCUUCAUGCUAAGAAUAUCACCAUCCCCGUGCUCAUCUUCAGGGGGAUCCGCAAUGUCCUGCAAGGCCACAGUGUCCCGGAGCUCGUCAAGGACCUCAUACCAUUGAUCGAGGGCGGGAAGGAUGCCGGUCCUCAGGAAAUCCGAGUGGCUGCGGAGCAGAAGGCUGAGGUCCUGGAGAAGAAGCUUGAAGACCUGAAGAGGGAGAAUCAGCCCACGGGGCCGGUCCUGAAGCAGCUGAUCCUGGCCCUCUGCGCUGAAGAGAAACUCGAGCGGGCCCUUGAGCUGAAGUCUCAACACGAGGAGGAGAUGGUCGUCGGGGGUUACGCAGCCCUCAUCCGUCUGUGCUGUAACCAAGACAACGUGGAGGAGGCGCUGAACCUGAAGAGGGAGCUUGACCGUAAAGGCUCCUCAGACGCCCUGACUGCCAACAAGUACCUGGGGCUGGUGAAGGUCCUGACCAAACACGGGAGGCUGGAGGAGGCAGUGGACAUGCUGAAGGAGAUGAAGGAGAAGAAGGUGGCUCUGCAGGACGCCUCAGUCUUGGCGCUGUUCCACGUCCUGAACGGGGUGGCGCUGCAGGGUGACCACGCUGCUGUCAGGAGGAUUCAGGAUACGGUCUACUCUGUGGGCCUGGCUAAGCCUGGCCCUCUGCUCUCCGGGCCCAUCACCAUUGCCUACCUGCAGAGUGGAGACCUUUCCGGGGCCUUGGACGCGGUGCUGGACCACUGCAGGCAGUACAAACAGCUUCCCCGCUUCCACGACCUGCUGUGUCACCUGGUGGAAAAGGGGGAGACUGAGCUCCUGCAGAAAGCCAUGGACUUUGUGAGCCAGGAGAGGGGCGAGAUGACGAUGCUGUAUGACCUCCUGUUUGCCUUCCUGCAGACGGGCAGGUACAAGGAGGCCCGCAAGAUCAUCGAGACCCCCGGCCUCAGGGCCAGGCCCGGCCGCCUGCAGUGGUUUGCUGAGAAGUGCAUCUCCAAUGAGCAGAUGGAACCCCUGGAGAACCUGGUGGAGAUGACGACAAAGCUGUUCGAAUGCGACAGGGAUGAGAUGUACCACUACAUGCUCCGGCUCUGCAGUGACACAAACGACUGCCGCAAGGCAGAGUCUGCCUGGACAAAGAUGCAGGAGGAGAACGUGAUCCCUCGUGAGAGGACCCUUCGCCUACUGGCUGGCAUUCUCAAACGCAAUGGCCAGGAGGUGCCCUUUGGGGUGCCUGAGGCUUGGUACGUGGAUGUCGAGACGGUGCCCCAGCAGGAAGAAACGUCAAAGGUCCCGGCCCUUGUGGUGAAAAGCAAGGGGUCAGCUCAGAGCGGCAGCUCGCCAGUGAAGGGUUUGGCUGCUGAGUACCAGGUUCGCCUCACAAAGCUGUGCAAGGCCAAGGAUGGCAGUGCAGAAGAGGUCUACACGCUGGUGAAGGAGGCAGACGGGAAGGGCGUGGCCCUCCGAGAGCCUGCCUACCUGACGGCCAUCCGCUCGCUGCUGGCGAAAGGCUGUUUGACGGAGGCCCUGGAGGUUCGAGACAUAGCUGCUAGGCACCUGCAGGACUUUAUGCUGUGCGACACCUCCAACAGCCUCCUGAUCACCACGCAGGUGAAGCGCGGCAAAGUCGGGGAUGCUCAGGCCACCCUCAGGGAGAUGCUGCAGGCCCACCAGGUUCCCCAGCAGCUGUCCCUGACGCGCCUGGUGCAGGCUCUCUCUGGCAGCGGGGACGUGGAGGGCGUGAGAGAAGUAGAGGCCCAGACCAAGCAGCUGAGCUCCACCAUCCACCUGUCCAAGAUGCUCUUCAUCAACAACAUCGCCCUGGCGCACAUCAAGAACGGAAACCUCCAGACAGCAGUCGAGGGACUUGAGGCCGUGUACAUCCCCGCUACAGAGGCCCAAGAAGACAGCCAGCCGACCAACAUCUCCUACAUAUUCCGUAAAGUGAUAGAGGAGAAGAACGAGGAGGCUUUGGAUAAGUUGAGCGCCAUGGCGGAGAGGCUGGCCAAUCAGUUUGCUUCCUACUGGCCAGUCACCAGCCUGUUCCUGACCAACGUGGAGCUGGACCGGAUCGACGAGGCCCGUUUCCAGCUGCAGCGCGUCCCUGCCAUUGCAGAGCAGAAGGGUGUGCUGACCACCUUCGUCACCAGGAUGUCGCUGAAAAACGGCCACGCACAGAAGAUCCGAAACCUGGUGGAUCUCCUUCCGGACAUUCUGGAGAAGGAGGUUGUCUGCAGUUACCUAAUGAAAUGCUAUACCAGGGAGAAGGACUUUGCCGCGGCCAGGGAGCUGUAUGCUCGCAUGCAGACGGAGGGGACGCACGUGGAUGAGCUGACCCUCAAGAGGCUCGCCGUCUUGUACAAGGAGGCUGGGGAGCCCAUCCCGUUUGAGGAGCCCCUUGAGUCCUUCAGCUUUUACGCUCAGAAGCUGAAGUCCCAGCGGCAAAAGCGGGAUGAGGAGGAGUGACCAGUACCCCCCCCCCCCAUCUGUUAUUUUCACCCUGUUCUGUUAUGCUUCUUUUUUAACAUAAACUGUGCCAGCAGUAUGUGAAACUGUGGAAAAUCGAAUGAUAUUAAACUCUGUGAGCCCCCAAAUGAUUCUGCUGUACAAAAGUAUUUAUGGUUGUCAAUAAACACCGGUGAUAAAAAAA
Paramormyrops kingsleyae is the source of this 4553-nucleotide messenger RNA. RefSeq names its product leucine-rich pentatricopeptide repeat containing (gene lrpprc). Gene Ontology annotation, molecular function: mRNA 3'-UTR binding; protein binding. The record is from RefSeq and is a predicted model, not a curated record. Lineage: Eukaryota; Metazoa; Chordata; Actinopteri; Osteoglossiformes; Mormyridae. Gene Ontology annotation, cellular component: nucleus; mitochondrion. Gene Ontology annotation, biological process: regulation of mitochondrial translation.